Molecule: messenger RNA, 510 nt
Organism: Psilocybe cubensis
Lineage: Eukaryota; Fungi; Basidiomycota; Agaricomycetes; Agaricales; Agrocybaceae
Exons: 3
Coding region: 1-510 (169 amino acids)
Source: RefSeq, a predicted model, not a curated record
AUGCCACCCAGGAUAGUCAAGGCUCACCACUUGUUGGUGAAAACCCAUAAGCUUAGCAUCAUGCUUUCGAGCCUUCCACCUACAACAACGGUGGCAGAAAUCAAGGCCGACACGCUCUCAGCGCUCAAAUCCGACGUGGCUGACGAUGCGCUGGAUCCAUUUGCCAUGGACCCACCGCAAUUAAAUAUUGAUACUGUGGACGACUUUGAGCUAUGCCGCGCAAAGAGAGAAAGAGGGAGGCCGACAGGCGAAUACGACCUCCUGGUGCCCACAAAGACGCUGCGUGACUCAGGCCUCUUAGGAUGGGAAGCGAUAUUUUUGCAGGCUCGGGACAAAGAAACCGGCGAUCUUCUUCCGAUCACGUAUACACUUCCGCCAGUAAUAGAUGACACUGAGGAAAACCCAAGUCGAGCAUCCGAGACUACGGGUAGCAGUAGCAACAAAGGCAAACGAAAAGCACAAGAGGUGGAAGACGAAGAUCCAUCCAAAAGCGCACCCCAAACAGCAUGA